AUGCCGCGUCGGAAGAAACCUUUUAGUGGGAAGGCCAAGAAACAGCAGCUUCGUGAGAAACGAGCAAGGGAUCGACAUGCGUACGAAGCAGAUGAUGUUGUUGAUGAGACAGAGGUGGUAGUCCCGCUUGCUUUUCAACCGGGAGUUUCUGGACAUGGCGACCUACGUACGAUCUUCCAAAAGGAGUCCAAGAGUGCUAUUGAAGCUAGAAAAAAAGAUGCGACACGAGAGCUUGUGUAUGCAGAGGAUCAGGGUAACUCCCAAUCAAUUUAUGCUUAUGGUAUCCAAGAUCCAGUUAACCAGCCGCGUAUCUUGACGAAGCCUGAGUGGUCCCGAGCUAUGACUCCAGAAAAAUUAAAUGAGGUGGACAGUCAAGCUUUUAACGAGUGGGUGGAAUACCUUGAGCAGGAAAUGACGAGCCAUGGAAAUGAUACGCAGGUCAAUCUGUACGAGAGGAACCUUGAAGUCUGGCGCCAGUUGUGGAGAGUGAUUGAGCUCUCAUCUGUUCUUGUUCAUCUUGCGGACGCUCGCUGUCCAAUGUUGCAUAUCAGCGAUCAAUUGAUGACGCAUAUCCGCACAAAAUUCCCAUGGAAGCGCGUGGUGUUGGUACUUACAAAGACCGACUUGGUUGCGACAGAGCGCGUCGAGAAAUGGUCGGGAUACUUGCAAACGCGAUAUGGACAUGAUAUCCCUAUCUUGGCCUACAGCCGUGACAACGUCGACGAAAGUAACGCAGUCCUAAUGCGAACUAUUGGUCAAGUGAGCGCUGGUCUCGAGCAUCAUGUUUUGAAUGAGGAUUCUACUGAUGCAACUGAGAAGGGCACGCUGACAAUUGGAUUUGUGGGGGAGCCCAACGUCGGUAAAAGUUCACUUCUCAACAGCCUCUUUGGCCGCAAGCUCGUAAGCGUCUCAGCCACCCCUGGCCAUACGAAACAUUUGCAGACGCACUAUUUUGACCGUGUGGAAAUGCUCGAGCGCAACGACAAUACCUAUUCUCGCAUUCUCAUGUGUGAUUGCCCUGGCGUCGUGUUUCCUCGCUUCAACGUACCGGUUCUUCUGCAGAUCCUGUUUGGAAGUUUUCCAAUCGCCCAGACACGCGAACCUUUCAGCGCCGUACGCUUUAUUGCCGAAAACUGUGUCCCGCACCUCCAUGAGGUGUACAAACUCAAGCAUGUGGAGGAAGACGACGAUGACGUGUGGUGUCCUUAUACUUUGUGUGAAUCGUAUGCGCAGCUUCGCGGCUUCCGUAUAAAAGGCGAUAUUCCAUGCACCUAA
Molecule: messenger RNA, 1275 nt
Organism: Peronospora farinosa
Lineage: Eukaryota; Oomycota; Peronosporomycetes; Peronosporales; Peronosporaceae
Source: the annotation of a GenBank genome assembly